This is a messenger RNA of Penicillium waksmanii, 1665 nucleotides long. RefSeq lists its product as uncharacterized. The transcript has 14 exons. Gene Ontology annotation, molecular function: single-stranded RNA binding; mRNA binding; translation regulator activity. Bases 1 to 1665 code for a protein of 554 amino acids. Gene Ontology annotation, biological process: positive regulation of cytoplasmic translation. The record is from RefSeq and is a predicted model, not a curated record. Gene Ontology annotation, cellular component: cytoplasm. Lineage: Eukaryota; Fungi; Ascomycota; Eurotiomycetes; Eurotiales; Aspergillaceae.
AUGUCUGGCCGGGGACAACAAUACGAGGAGGGGGAAGAAGACCAGGGGUUCAAGACCAUUCAUGGAAACUUCCAGGAUGGGAAAACUUGCCGCAACUGUGGUGAACCUGAUCACUUUGCACGAAAUUGUCCCGACAACAACGGCGGUGGAGGCGGAGGAGGUGGGGGAGGCGGACGCGCAUGCUUCAAUUGUGGCGAGGAAGGUCACAACAAGUCCGACUGCCCCCAACCUCGAAAGUCAAUGGGCGCGUGCUACAACUGCGGCGAAGAAGGGCAUUCAAAGAACGACUGCCCUCGGCCUCGAAAGUCGAUGGGAGCAUGCUACAACUGUGGGGAGGAAGGCCAUUCAAAGAACGACUGCCCUCAGCCCCGAAAGGCAAUGGGCGUAUGCUACAAUUGUGGGGAAGUAGGUCACAACAAGUCCGAUUGUCUCCAACCUCGCAUUUUCAAGGGAACAUGCCGUAUUUGCAACCAAGAGGGCCACCCAGCGGCUACUUGCCCGGAAAAGCCGGUGAAUAUUUGCCGAAACUGCAAAGCUGAAGGUGAAAGAUCCCCCUCUAGACUACCCACAUACUUGAAGACGAAAAAUGUUUACAUAUGCGUGACAGGCCACCAGUCGAAAGACUGCAAAGCAAACCGCAAGUUCGAUUUAAACCAGGUCGCCGACAAGCUUCCCGAAGAAGCAUGGGCGAUGAUGAAGGGUGCAAGCGAAGAGAAAGAAAUUGGAGAAUUCCGAGAUGCCCUCCAAAUCUACGCCAAAGCGUGCCCAGACGAGACCUUUCAGACCAUCGGCAAGAAAAUGCGGGAUGAGAGUUUCAAGAUCUCUCUUAUUGCUCUGGAAAAGCCCACCGAAGAUGUUAUCAGCUUGAUUGAUUUGCAAGGAAAACUGGAUCGCCAAUAUGUCGUUGGCUUCUUUUACAGCGAUAAGCCCCAGCGCGCCAAUCUCCGAGAACGUUGGCCUGAAACCCCCGAGGACAACCUUGAACGCCUCCAAAACGCAGGACUCCCCUACGACCGGCAAGUGAUGAAGUGCCGUAAUUGUGGAGAAAUGGGUCACAGUGCGCGCGCAUGCAAACAGGAGCCUGUCGCAUUUGAGAAAACGGAGAUCAAGUGCAACAACUGUGGAGAGCUCGGGCACCGGGUGCGAGAUUGCACACAACCGCGUAAAAGCCGAUUCGGAUGCCGCAACUGCGGUUCUGAAGAGCAUGAAGCCCGGGAAUGUCCCGAGCCCCGAUCUGCUGAUGAUGUCGAAUGCCGUCGUUGCAACGAAAAGGGACACUUUGCCAAGGAUUGCCCCAACUCCGCUCCACGGGAACCUCGCACUUGCCGUAACUGCGGUUCCACCGAGCAUAUUGCUCGUGAAUGUGACCAGCCGGCAAAUCCCGACAACAUGAUCUGCCGAAACUGUGAUGGAAAGGGCCAUGCUGCUCGCGAUUGCCCCGAGCCCAAGAACUGGAGUAAAGUCAAAUGCAACCGAUGUAGCAACAUGGGUCACACUGUUCGACGAUGCCCUGAGCCUGAGCCUGAAGCCAAUGAAGCUCCUGAUAACCAUGAAAAUGAAGGCGAGUCUCGCCAAGACUAUCAAGCUCUUGACAACCAUGGAUAUGGCGAGCUUCGGGAAGACAACAAUGGAGGAGGAUACGACGAAGAGGGGGGCCGCUGGUGA